Messenger RNA from Humulus lupulus (European hop), 615 nucleotides. RefSeq lists its product as uncharacterized. Lineage: Eukaryota; Viridiplantae; Streptophyta; Magnoliopsida; Rosales; Cannabaceae. The record is from RefSeq and is a predicted model, not a curated record. Bases 1 to 615 code for a protein of 204 amino acids. The transcript has a single exon.
AUGACCUUCUGUCAGUCCAUCUCGAAAUCUGACUUGCAGGCUGGAGUGAUCAAAGGAAAGUUUCACCUGGGAUCCUUUUAUAAUCAGCGCCUGAGGAAUGAGAAUGUUGGUUAUGCUAAACCAGUUUGGUGUAAGCUUUCAGUGCCUAAGCAUAGUUUUAUUCUGUGGCAGGCUGUUAAUCAUCACUUGCUAACUCGAGACUUACUGGUUGCUCAUCACAUACCAGUAGUUAAUGUUCACUGUCCAAUUUGUGACCUUGCUGAGGAGAGCCAUGGUCAUCUUUUCUUUGACUGCAUCUUCUCUAGAAAGGUAUUACAGCUGAUUUUAGGUUGGCUAGGAGGGGUUUCUUGGCCUGGAAAUUAUGAGAACUUGAUUGCUUGGCUGUCUAAAUGGAAGUCAGACUGGAUUCUUCAUAUAGUGGCUGCUUCUCUUGCUGCUUGUACCUAUUAUAUCUGGUAUAAUAGAAAUACUUACUGUUUUAAUGAUAGUUGUUUCACUGUCUAUAAAAUAGAUAAUCUGAUUAGGCAAGCUCUCAAAGCUAGAAUCCUUAAUGUAAAUUCUAGGCACCUAUCUACUAGAGAAAGGCAAAUGUUUGAAUUUGUAAAAUCUUUGUAA